AUGUUCUCAAUCGACUCGAAUGCGUUGAAUCAGACGCGAUUUGUGGUUCAUCCGCUCAAGCCUAUCAACUUGUCAACACCCUUUGAUAGCACAGAAUCUCAAUCUCCUGGAGAAACCACGCGCAUAUCGGAUUCGGAUUCAGAUUCUAAUCAAUCGGGCGAUGUUCAAUUGGAGGAUGACGAACCUGACGUAUGGACCGUCAAGGCCAGCGAGGGUAUUGCCAAGAACUCGACGUUCUCUUGGGAUGCACCGGUCAAAGGUCUUCCAACUCGAAGUGCGUUUUUGUCCGAGCAGUCAGCAAAGGUGUUUGUUGCUGCGCGGUUCCAUGUUCAACCUCGGCUGAUCUCGGACGGUGACGCUGUCCGACGUUUUAUCUCUCCCGCAGACCUAUUGUCAUCCUUGAGAACUACAUUACUUGGAGGAACCUCUCAAUUGUUCAGCUGGGACGAGAGAGAUGCUCAGCACACCGUAAGGGUGGAAAACAAUGAGUUUGGACAGACCAUAUUAGUACUAGGGGAGUUGAGUGAAGAAACUACCUCAAGUUUGAUAGCGCCGCUUCUUGAAAUAGGCACAUUGAUACGGCGCAUAGAAAAUACUGUAUUAGAGUUGCGUAGGCCAUCGACAGCGGCUGCAUCACGGGCACUGGCAUAUUCUCUCCAAUCUAUAAUCAGUUUGAUUCAGUCAGAAUUGACUACCCGACUUCCCGAGACAUUGACCAUGGCGUCCUUGUCGCGUUUAUCCACGAGUUUCAAUGAUCUUCGAUUCGAGCUGACUACUCUGGCCGAAUUGUGCCAUUGUCCUCUAAACGAAUCUCCUCCUUUCGCCGAGCUUCCUAGCACACAGACAUCGCUUCUGGACCACUUGUUUUUGGCCCUGGACCAUGCGAUAUCCCAUUCUGCUCCGUACAGGACCUCGGCUAUGAUUGCGUAUCUUCUUGUGACCUCGAGCCAAGACUUCAAUGACUCGUUAGCUGUGACAAUUGGAUUGGUAUUACGAUCAUCUCGUCCAGCCAAGAGCUUGGUUUCGGGUCAUAAAAUAGACCUUCCGUCAUUUUUCUCUGAGCGGUCAAAACUAGUGCUUGGUAGCGCGGCUCGAGCGUUGGACAUUCUAAGGCGUGCGGAUCCCGAGCAUCCGCUAUGUCGAACAGACUGGGCCUGGAAGGGGCCCGGAUGGGGGUGGUUCGACAAAGAUCUUCAUGCCGUUGAUGCUCUUACUCAAAAGCACAUCUUGAAUGUUCGAAAGACACUAAAUGGAUUAUACGGAGCUGCUUAUGCGAUUACAAGUCCCGUUGAGUCGGAGGACAACGAAAACGAAACACAUUCUAUUACAUCCAAAGAUGGCAUAUCUCCCUCUUCAGAGCCGACCGAAACUACCACGAGUGUGCCGUCUCCAUCUGAGCCAGUGCGCGUAUACAAACCUGAGAUUGCUACGUUUAGUGUAUUCGAUCAACCCCCGGGUUCUCAUAUUCCCGCACCAAUAAAAGAUAUAUCGGUUGCACAGUUCAUAUCCAACGGUCCUAGGGUGCUUCCUCUUUCUGCUCCUACGCUCCCUCUCUUAUUAGACGUUAGCUUACUGGCUCUCCCGCUUGCCCAUUCUCGCCUGAUUAGCUCGGCACUGUUUCGUGUGUUUACUGGUCGCCUAGCUUUCAAAGCUCACCUCAAAGUUCUCAGGGGAUUUCUUCUCGGUGACGACGCCAAGUUCUGGUCCCGUCUACGUGGGCUUUAUUUGAAGAGGCGGGUAUAUCUCAUGUCAGCGCUGCAAGACAAUAUGGCAGAUGAACGUGCGGAGCGCGAAGGGCGUUCCCGGGAGUGGGGUGUAGGACUUGCAGUUGGAUUGAGUGACCGGGAGGGUGCAGGAACCUGGCCCCCAGGUGGUGCUGAGUUGGGCUUGCGCCUGAGACAUGUUAUCGACGACACAUUGGGGGUUGGUUGGGGGAUCGCAUCUACUUCAGAUUCUGACGACGAGGAAUCUGAAACGGCUCGCGAGAGAGGUCCUGAGCGGAUUGUCCUGAAGGAAACUCCAUGGAGACUCGGCUUCAUAUUGAGAGACUUGGAAGAGGAGAGCCCUGAGGGGCGAGCACGAUGGCUGAAUCCCAAUGCGAUUGAGGCACUUGACUUCCUUUGCUUGGACUACAAGCCGCCUGAUCCUAUAGAUGCCAUCAUAACCCUCGACAUUCGGCACAAAAUGCAUAGAAUAUUUACGUUUUUACUCCGCCUGUUGCGAGUUGAAACAGUCACUCGUAUUUUGUUCAACACAAUAUUCCAAGAAGAAGGACUAGACAGCCCACCUGUUCUCCUCAUGGCACGAUUCAAGAUUCAGUCGUUUAUCAGUAGCCUAAUUGGAUACGUUAAAGACAUGGCUAUCGGAUUUCAUUGGGAUUCGUUCCUGGCCAAACUUGAUGAAAUCGAACGGGAAGACGAGAGUAAAAGUGAAUCAACCCUGCCACGAGAUCUAAAGAAAGAACGCAUGGCUUCUGAUAUAUUCGCGGUUCAUUCUCAUCUCUCAAAUACAAUGGACCAAAUACUGGAGUCAUGUUUACUCCGCGCCCGCCAGCGUGCAGUUGGUAACGCACUCAAGGAGUGCAUGGAAGCGGUUCUCGUUCUCGGCAAGCUGGUAGGGGACCGUUGCCGUCAGCAUUCCAGCUCAUUUCAGGACGAAACAUACGAAAAACAGUUUGUUCUAAAUGUCGCCAAAGUUCUACGGCGUUUCGAUAGACUGCAUAAUGCGUUGAUUGCCGCUUUGCGUGCAUUGGACCUGAAAGGCGUUAGCAUUGCGGCAGGAGCCGGUCCUCUAUCGACUGAUGAUAUUCAAUUACUGCGAAGACAAGAGGGUGAAAGUGAAGGUAUAUACGGGCGAAUGGCAACUUGGCUUGAUCCAGCAGCCCGCUGCACCAAACCAAAAACAAUAACCGCCUAA
Molecule: messenger RNA, 2916 nt
Organism: Rhizoctonia solani
Lineage: Eukaryota; Fungi; Basidiomycota; Agaricomycetes; Cantharellales; Ceratobasidiaceae
Product: SPC97/SPC98 domain-containing protein
Exons: 11
Coding region: 1-2916 (971 amino acids)
Biological process (GO): microtubule nucleation; cytoplasmic microtubule organization; spindle assembly
Cellular component (GO): equatorial microtubule organizing center; spindle pole; centrosome
Molecular function (GO): microtubule minus-end binding; gamma-tubulin binding
Source: RefSeq, a predicted model, not a curated record